Drosophila mauritiana is the source of this 1170-nucleotide messenger RNA. RefSeq lists its product as uncharacterized. Gene Ontology annotation, molecular function: protein binding. The record is from RefSeq and is a predicted model, not a curated record. Gene Ontology annotation, cellular component: extracellular matrix. Lineage: Eukaryota; Metazoa; Arthropoda; Insecta; Diptera; Drosophilidae.
UAUCAACAGAUUGUAAACGCGGCUAGGUUUCAAAAGUGAUAGUAGUUGUAGUUGUUAUGAAAAGCAAUUAUGUACCUUAUAAUCAUCGCUCUGCUUGCAAGUGUGUCCGCUUUUUCCCUUCCAAACUUGGAGGACUACUGCAAAAAUUCCUAUUGCUAUUUAAAUGUUGGGCACAGGAUGUUUACCGAUAAAAAGGCUACCAAACUCCAUAUGGACUCCUGCGAAAAUACCAAGGUACUUCAACUUAUGCCCAAUCUGCGCACCCUGGAGCUGGAGAACUGCAACAGUCCGGGACAUGGGAAUCUUUUGGAGCUGCACGACGAACACUUCGCCAAAUGGCCAAAUAUGAAGAUCCUUGUGCUGGGGGGGAACAACAUAACUAGACUAUCCAAUGAUUGCUUUAAGGGCAAUGGUAUUCAAAGGUUGCCAUGGGAUGUAGUAUGUCAAAACCUACCAGAACUUCUGCAUCUCGACCUAAGUGGCAAAGAAAACAGUUUUUCUGGCGUUCCCAAGCUAGAGAUGAUGCUACUCAAUAGGAAUCCCUUGAUAUGGAUAUCGCCUGAGUCUCUACAAUCUCUAAGUAACCUACGGCUUUUGGACAUGAGCAACUGUCGACCGCUGCCGGAUCUUUCAUUGCCCGGUGCACAUACCUUGAUCCUCGAAAACAGCGGUGUGCAGCGCCUGGACAUUUUGGGCAGCGUCCAUAAACUCCAUUUGAGUAUCCGCUUUUUGAAACACUGUUGGCUUAAGAGAAGAGCUCAGAAAUUUGUGAUUACCGACGAAUGAGCUGUUGUAUUGAGAUUUUGGAAAUUCUGACAAGCCAAGUGGAGAUCGAAGAAUGGACAGGCAGGCGGCGGGGGAAAUGUGAACUGGCAACUGGCAACUGGCCACAUGAUCGACUGUUGCACGAUCGCAUUAAUUUAUUAAUUUAAUGGCAAAAACGUUAUGGCCAGAAAUCGAGGAGGAUCAUGGAGAAGGAGGCAAUUUACCCAGGGGCGCACACACACGGGGCGUUUCUAACAAUUUUAUGCCAGAUGAGCGCCUAAGUGAUCGCGAUCGCAGCCUUGCCCCACGGGGCCCCCUUCGUCGAUUGGGGAAAGGACCUGCUUCCCAUGGCCAUCGCAGUACAGAUUCAAUACACUUGGAAAAAGUAUAAAACCCAACUUUUAA